UCCCUGUGCGGGCUGAGGAGGGAGCAGGCAGGCAGCGCUUCUGCGGAGGGAUUCAGCGAUGAAUGGAGCCGAGCGCACAACUUCUCUCCAGUCCUGCUGUUGCUGCCGCCGCUGCUGCUGGAGUUUGCUGUAGGAUUUGUUUCCUUCUUGUGACAAAACGAGCUGGACUUUACUUCUUUCUGCCAACAUGCAUUCAGCAGCACUGCUACUGAUGCUGGCCGUCAGGAUCUACGCAGACAGCAUGGAAGGACCAACAGCUGGCUGUACCUUUGACGAGGACUCAGACCCUGGCUUGUGUGAGUACCGACAGGGACAAGAGGACGACUUUGAUUGGCAGCUGAUCAGGACCUACAACUGGCCACACCCGACCCCAGACCUUCUGAGAGGGUCCUUCAUGAUGGUCAAUUCCUCGCAGCAUUUCGGGGGCCAGCGAGCUCAGCUGCUCCUGCUCCCACUCAGCGAGAACGACACCCACUGCAUCCAGUUCAGCUACUUCCUGUACAGCCGCGACGGCCACAGCCCCGGGGACCUGCACGUCUACAUCCGGGUCAACGCGGGCCCCAAGGGCAGCGCUGUGUGGAAUAUCUCAGGCUCCCAGGGACGCCAGUGGCACCAGGUGGAGCUUGCCGUCAGCACUUUCUGGCCCAGUGAAUACCAGGUCAUCUUUGAAGCGACCGUUUCCGAGGAGCGACAGGGCUACAUUGCCUUGGACGACAUUGUGCUGCUCAAUUACCCCUGUUACAAGGUGCCUCAUUUCUCUCGGCUGGGUGACGUGGAGGUUAAUGCUGGGCAGAAUGCCUCAUUCCAGUGUGUCGCCACGGGCAAAGUUUCUGAGACUGAGCCCUUCCUCUUGGAGCGGAGGAACAGCGUGGUGCUGGACACGUCCAUGCUGUCUCGGUUGAGCCAUAAGCGGCUGAUGGCGACGUUCCAGGUGGAGGCGCAGCGUGGGGAGCAGGACCUCUACCGCUGCAUCACCCUGUCCCCCAGGGGCGCCGCUGUGUCCAACUUUGGAGAACUCAUUGUCAGAGUGCCCCCAACACCGAUUGCUCCCCCCCAGCUCCUGCGGGCAGGCCCCACCUACCUGAUCAUCCAGCUCAACACCAACUCCAUCGUGGGGGACGGACCAGUUAUUCGGCGGGAAAUCCAGUACCGAGCCAGUCAGUCCACGUGGACGGAGACUCACGGUGUGGGUUCACUUACCUAUAAGAUUUGGCAUCUGGAGCCAGACACAGAGUACCGCAUCAGUGUCCUGCUCACCCGGCCUGGGGAGGGGGGCACAGGAGCACCUGGACCUCCUCUGACCAGCAGGACAAAGUGUGCAGAGCCCAUGCGUGCCUUGCGGGGUCUGACAGCCUCAGAGAUCCAGCCCCGGCAGCUGGCCCUCCAGUGGGAGCCGCUGGGCUACAACCUCACCCGCUGUCACACCUACUCCUUGUCCCUGUGCUACCGCUACUCCAUGCCAACAGGAGGCAGCGGAGGGAACAAUGCCACCGUCAGGGAGUGCCUGUCCGUGGAUCGUAACACCUCUCACUUCACCCUGAGAGACCUGCCACCCUUCCGCUCGGUCCAUGUCCGACUGGCGUUGGCCAAUCCAGAAGGCAAGAAGGAGAGCAGAGAGGUCACCUUCCAGACUGAGGAAGACAUUCCUGGCGGCAUCGCUCCAGAGUCCCUGACCUUCACCCCGCUCGAUGACAUGAUCUUCCUCAAGUGGGAGGAGCCCGUCGAGCCCAACGGUCUCAUCACGCAGUACGAGAUCAGCUACCAGAGUAUCGAGUCGUCAGACCCAGGCAUUAACGUGCCAGGUCCUCGCCGCACAGUGUCCAAGCUGAGGAAUGAGACCUACCACAUGUUCUCUGGCCUGCAUCCCGGAACCACCUAUCUGGUGUCAGUACGAGCCCGAACUGCCAAGGGGUUUGGCCAGACAGCGCUCACAGAGAUCACCACCAACAUCUCUGCCCCGGUGUUUGACUAUGAAGACAUCCCCUCUCCGCUGAGUGAGUCGGAGAGCACCAUCACUGUGCUGCUUCGCCCUGCGCUGGCAAGAGGGGCUCCAGUCAGCGCCUACCAGGUGGUGGUGGUGGAAGAGGAUGGCUCCCGCCAGGUGAGGAGGAGGGAGCUGGGCACCGUCGACUGUUUCCCCACACCAAACUCUCACAGCGAGGCGCAGGCUAAAGGAGCGCCACAUUACUACACAGCUGAGCUGGCUCCCAGCAGUUUGCCCGAGGCCACGCCAUUCACCGUGGGCGACAACCACACCUACAACGGCUACUGGAACAGCCCUUUAGACCCCACCAAAAACUACCUCAUCUACUUCCAGGCCACCAGCAACUUCAGAGGGGAGACCAGGAUAAACUGCAUUCGGAUUGCACGCAAAGCUGCCUGUAAGGACUCUAAGCGGGCUCUGGAGGUGUCCCAGCACGCUGAGGACAUGGGUCUGAUCCUUGGGGCCUGCGCUGGAGGUCUGGUUGUCCUUAUUCUGCUCCUGGGGGCCAUCGUCAUCAUCGUCAAGAAGGGAAGGGACUUCUAUUCUUACCCUUACUACCCUAGGAAGAAGGUGGCCAUAAACAAGGCAGCCAUGUCCUACAGGCAAGAGAAGAGUCGGAAGCUGAGCUCUUUAGACUGCAGCAUGACAGAGCAGAGCACUCUCCAGCAAGAUGAGAGGAUGGCCCACUCCUUCAUGGAUGCCCACGGCUGCAACGCUCGAAAUGAACAGAGAAGCUCGGUCAACGAGUCCAGCAGCUUACUGGGAGGCUCGCCUCACCGCCACUGUCGGAGGAAGAGCUCGCCGUAUCACACGGGUCAGCUCCACCCUGCUGUAAGGGUGGCUGACCUCCUGCAGCACAUCAACCAGAUGAAGACAGCUGAGGGAUACGGCUUCAAACAAGAAUAUGAGAGUUUUUUUGAUGGCUGGGACGUCACGAAAAAGAAGGACAAGACCAAAGGAAGGCACGAUAGUCUGCUCAGCCAUGAUCGCCAUCGAGUCAAGCUGCACUCUCUGCUCGCGGACCCCAGCUCUGAUUAUGUCAAUGCCAACUACAUAGACAUUCGGAUAAACAGGGAAGGUUACCAGCGAUCAAAUCACUUCAUCGCCACGCAAGGCCCCAAGCAGGAGAUGAUCUAUGACUUCUGGCGGAUGGUUUGGCAGGAGAACUGCUUCAGUAUUGUCAUGAUCACCAAGCUGGUGGAAGUGGGCAGGAUGAAGUGCUGUAAGUAUUGGCCUGAUGACACUGAGCUCUACGGUGACAUUAAGAUAACACUAUUGAAGACAGAAACACUGGCGGAGUACACUGUGCGCACCUUUGCCAUGGAGAGGAGAGGUUACCCUGCCAAACAUGAGGUGUGCCAGUUCCACUUCACCUCCUGGCCUGAGCAUGGGGUGCCGUACCACGCUACCGGCCUGCUGGCUUUCCUGCGCCGGGUCAAGGCCUCGACGCCUCCUGACGCUGGGCCUGUGGUGGUCCACUGCAGUAUGGGGGCAGGCAGGACCGGCUGCUACAUUGUGCUGGAUGUCAUGCUGGAUAUGGCUGAGUGUGAAGGAGUGGUGGACAUCUACAACUGUGUCAAGACUCUGUGCUCCCGACGCAUCAACAUGAUCCAGACUGAGGAGCAGUAUGUGUUCAUCCAUGAUGCCAUUCUGGAGGCUUGUCUGUGUGGAGAGACCGCCAUCCCUGUCAAUGAGUUCGCCCUCACCUAUAAGGAGAUGCUGAAGGUUGACUCACAGAGCAACACCUCGCAGCUGAGAGAGGAGUUUCAGACUCUGAACUCGGUGACUCCUCACCUGGAUGUGGAGGAGUGCAGCAUUUCUCUGAUGCCCAGGAACCGCGAGAAAAACCGCAGCAUGGACGUCCUGCCGCCGGACCGCUCCCUGGCCUUCCUGGUCACCACCGAAGGAGAGAGCAGCAACUACAUCAACGCAGCGCUCGCCGACAGCUUCCUCAGGCCUGCUGCCUUCGUGGUGACGCCGCACCCGCUGCCUGGCACAACCACUGACUUCUGGAGGCUCGUGUACGACUACGGCUGCACCUCGGUGGUGAUGCUCAACCAGCUCAACCAGUCCAACUCAGCCUGGCCUUGCCUGCAGUACUGGCCUGAACCGGGGUUGCAGCAGUUUGGGCCAAUGACGGUCGAGCUUCUGUCCAGGACAGCCGAUGAUGACGUUAUCAUCCGUCUCUUCCGGGUUCAGAACAUCACUCGGGAUCCCGAGGAGACAGACACCACAGAACAAGACACCGAUAGGCUCUUACCCAAGAAGCUUCAGGAAGGCCAGCUUGUGGUGCGUCACUUCCAGUUCCUGCGCUGGUCCCCAUACCGCGACGUGCCCGACUCCAAGAAAGCCUUCCUCAGCCUUUUGGCUCAGGUUCACAACUGGCAGAUGGAGUGUGGAGAGGGACGCACCAUCGUCCACUGCCUGAAUGGCGGCGGUCGAAGUGGUACUUUCUGUGCCAGCACCAUGAUCCUGGAGAUGAUUCGUCACCACAGCAUGGUGGACGUGUUCUUUGCUGCCAAAACACUGCGCAACUCGAAGCCAAACAUGGUGGAGACAAUGGAGCAGUACCGGUUCUGCUAUGACCUGGCCCAGGAGUACCUGGACUGCUUGGAAGUAAGAUAGCACCAAUCCCUGACCUCUCGUCCCUCUUUGAAGAGAAGGUCUAGGACCUGGAUCUCGCGUCCUGGAUCUGUGCUCCUGCCUCCUUAGUCCAUGUAUACAGCUCUGGUUGUUUUCUUCGCCAUGCCUGGAUGAAACAUUGUCUGCCAUAAAGACUGUUUGAGAAAGCUCACUGGACAACUUGUAACAUACUACUGACACCCUUUUUGCUUUUCCUCGGCGCUCUGAUCCAACCUGUACUCUUUUGGGCCACUUUACAUCCGCCAAGCCAGAGGACACUUAACAGGAGUAGAGUUCAUUUUAUAUACGACCACUGUCAAGGCAGCCGGACUUCCUGUCGUACACCUCGACGGCGGGACUCAAAGAGCUCAGCUGUAUCCUGCCUUACUAUGAACAAACACUGAAAGGGAACUACAGUUGAUGCCAACCAAUGGGUGAUAUUUUGUGUUUGUUUGUAACACUGUAAAUGGUGCAAUCUGCUGUUGGUGAACAUCCCAUGUCGUACUGUACUAUAUUUGAACUUUAUCGUGGAUGAGGCUGACGAUGGAAGGUAAGCUGAGGGUGAGAAGGAAAGAAGUUGCUCACAUCCUAUGGACAUAUCUGUACAGUAAAGUUGUCUUGGACCUAAUUUCUCUUUAUUUAUUUUCUGUGUAUAUAGAUGUUUUUUUCCUCCCUCCCUCCCCCCGGGUGUUUCUAGAUGUUCUCAACGUCUUAUCAGUGUGCCAAUCCAUUCUCUCUGUGUCUGUAAAUGGGGACCACUUCAGCAUCUGCAUGCCCAGUCUUAAGUGUUUCAUCGCAGUGUGUGGCCCAAGUCUGCUUUAGGAUGGAUUCUGCACCGCGAAUCCCUCCGCUAGUCCCAAGAGAGCUCCGUAAGAAUAACCGCGUGUUGCUGUGAGAAUACGGCGAAAAAUCUGUCGCUUUCUAAAUUUGUAUUUAUUCAAUGUGUUUUAUUUUCUAAAUAGUGUAUAAAACAGGAAAGUAAAUAAAAUA
This is a messenger RNA of Epinephelus moara (kelp grouper), 5596 nucleotides long. It is a transcript of the gene ptprua, whose product is annotated as protein tyrosine phosphatase receptor type Ua. NCBI's taxonomy places the organism in Eukaryota, Metazoa, Chordata, Actinopteri, Perciformes, Serranidae. Gene Ontology annotation, molecular function: protein binding; protein tyrosine phosphatase activity. Gene Ontology annotation, cellular component: membrane. The coding region runs from base 188 to 4609 and encodes 1473 amino acids. The record is from RefSeq and is a predicted model, not a curated record. The transcript is spliced from 32 exons. Gene Ontology annotation, biological process: protein dephosphorylation.